AUGCGGAAACAACUCGACCCGCGUAUUCCGAUUCUGAUUAACAACAAUGUGAAGUUGAACCAUAGGAGUUUUAUUGUGCUUGUGGGAGAUAAGGGGAGGGAUCAGAUUGUGAAUUUGCAUUUUUUGUUGUCGCAGGCGAGGGUAUCGGCGAGACCGUCGGUGUUGUGGUGUUAUAAGAAGGAUUUGGGGUUUACUACGCAUAGGAAGAAGCGGGAAGCGAAGAUUAAGAGGGAGGUGAAGAAGGGGAUUCGGGAGCCUAAUGAACAGAAUCCGUUUGAGAUUUUUGUGACUGUUACGGAUAUCCGGUAUACGUAUUACAAGGAAUCCCAUAAGAUCCUAGGAAACACGUAUGGGAUGUUGGUGUUGCAGGAUUUUGAGGCGAUUACCCCGAAUUUGUUGGCCAGGACGAUUGAGACGGUUGAGGGUGGUGGGUUGGUUGUGCUCCUCCUGAAGACGAUGACGAGUUUGAAGCAGUUGUAUACGAUGACUAUGGAUGUUCAUUCGCGAUAUCGAACCUCGUCGCACGACAGCGUCACCGCUCGGUUCAACGAACGUUUUAUUCUUUCGCUCGGCUCGUGCGCGGACUGUCUCUUCCUCGACGACGAGCUCAACGUGCUCCCCAUCUCCCGGGGGAAGGACAUCCAGCCCAUCGAAGAUUCCUCGCCGUCAUCGACCUCGACCUCGCCCGACGCCAAAGCCCUCAAGACGAUCCAGGAUUCUCUGGCGGACACCAAGCCCGCCGGCGACCUCGUCAAGCUGGCCAAGACGAGCGACCAGGCGAAGGCCCUACUCACGUUCAUCGAGGCCAUCGCGGAGAAGACCCUCUCGAGCACCGUAACGCUCACUGCCGCCCGUGGACGCGGUAAAUCCGCUGCUCUGGGUCUCGCCAUCGCCGCCGCCCUCGCGCAUGGCUACUCGAACAUCUUCGUCACCUCGCCUUCGCCCGAGAACCUCAAGACGCUCUUCAACUUCAUUUUCAAAGGCUUGGAUGCGUUGGGGUAUGAGGAGCAUUUGGAUUAUGAUAUUGCGCAGGCGAAGAGUGAGAGUAUGGGGCAUCCCGAGGAUGCGCAUGUCCUGGGCCAGGCCGAGUUGGUGGUUAUUGAUGAGGCGGCGGCGAUUCCUCUUCCGCUUGUGAGGCGGCUCCUCGGCCCUUACCUCGUCUUUAUGGCGUCCACUAUCAACGGCUACGAGGGUACUGGACGAUCGUUAUCCCUCAAGCUCAUCCAGCAGCUUAGGGAGACGACGCGUCCGGCGCUGAGUAAGGAGCCGUCGGCGGCGGAGAGGGAGAAGGAGGCUGGGACGAUGGGGGUGGGGAAGGAGAAGAAGGUGGUUAUGAAGGCUCCUGGGAAGGCGAGGACGUUGAGGGAGAUUAAGCUCGAUGUGCCGAUUAGGUAUUCGAGUGGGGAUAAGAUUGAGAAGUGGUUGAAUGGGUUGUUGUGUUUGGAUGCGAGUGUGUCGAGUGGGGGUGCUUUGGCUGGCUGCCCGCACCCCUCGCAGUGCGAGCUCUACUACGUCGAGCGCGACACCCUCUUCUCGUACCACCCCGCCUCCGAGGUCUUCCUCCAGCGCAUGAUGGCGCUUUACGUCGCUUCGCACUACAAGAAUCAACCUAACGAUCUACAACUCAUGUCCGACGCGCCGGCUCACCACCUCUUCGUCCUCCUCCCUCCCUUGCACGACCAGAACUCGUCCACUUCCUCCGCCGAUCCCUCCUCUUCCAAAGACUCGACAUCUACCACGACAAAGGAAACGCACCUCCCCGAACCCCUCGUCGUCCUCCAAGUGGCGCUCGAAGGUAACGUUUCUAGGGAUGUUAUCUUGGAUUCGUUGGGGAGGGGGGUGAGGCCGGGGGGUGAUUUGAUUCCGUGGUUGGUUAGUCAACAGUUUCAGGAGGGGAGGUUUGGACGGUUGAGUGGUGCGCGGGUUGUUAGGGUUGCUGUGCAUCCUGAUUAUGCGAAUAUGGGGUAUGGCUCGAGGGCUAUCGAGGCGCUUAACGCCUUCUAUAGUGGGGAGUAUUAUAAUUUUGACGCGGAUGUUGAGGAGGGGGAAAAUGUGAAGGGGAAGAAGAGGGGUGGUGAGGAGGAGGGAGAGGAAUCGACGCUCCUCACUGAAAUGCCCACCGUCCGGUCUGUAUCGAGUAUGCCGCCCCUGUUGCAGCGGCUUUCGGAGAGGAAACCUGAGAGUUUGGAUUGGUUGGGUGUUAGUUAUGGGUUGACUCCUGCUUUGUUGAGGUUCUGGAAGCGCGCGGGCUACAUCCCGCUGUAUGUUCGUCAGACGGCGUCGGAGUUGACGGGCGAGCAUACCUGUGUGAUGGUUCGUGGCUUGAACAGCUCGCCCGAGAGUGAGUUGGAGUGGUUGGGCGAGUUUGCGAAAGAUUUCCGACGACGAUUCAUUUCGCUGCUUUCGUACAAGUUCAGGGAGUUUGGGAGUGUGACCGCGUUGAGUAUUCUUGAAGCUGUGAAUGCUGGGAUUCCGAAGGCGGCGGGUGAGGAUGCCACGCCACUCAACGCUCAAGAACUCAGCUAUCUGCUCACUCCCUUCGACCUCAAACGACUGGAAGCCUACGCCAACAAUACCCUCGACUAUCAUGUCGUUCAAGAUCUCUUCCCCGCCAUCGCGUCGCUUUACUUUACGCAUCGGUUCGACGGUACGGGUUCGGAGGAGGGUGAGGAUGGUGGAGAGGGAGGGAAGAAAGGAGGGAGUGGUGUUCGGUUGACUGCUGUCCAGAGUUCGAUUUUGUUGGCGUUGGGGUUGCAGAGGAAGAGCGUUGAGGAUGUUGAGGCUGAGCUCUCGCUCCCCGUUAACCAAGCCCUCGCGCUCCUCGUCAAGAUUGUACGGAAGAUCAGCAAGCGCCUGCUCGAGAUCCAGAAGAGGGCUGUGGCUGCGACGGUGCCCGACUUGAGACAGAAGGCGGCGGAGGGGUCAGCGAGGAUCAACGAAGUCAAGGACGUCGAGAUGGGCUCCACCUCGAAAGAUGAAUGGCAACCUAGCGUCUCAGCGUCGAUCGAGAAGGAGCUCGAUGAGGCUGGUGAGGGUGUUAGGCGCGAGUUGAAGGAGAAGCAGAAGGCGCUGUUGGAGAGUUUGGAUUUGCGCAAUGCAGCGCUGACGGUUACUGUUCGCGGUGUUGCUGUUCGCGAUGUCGCUAGGUAUGCGAUUAACGAUGCUGCUGUGGACUGGGACGCUGCGUCUGCUCAAGUGCAGAAUAUCGCCAAGGGUGCGCAGGGUGCUUCGACCAUCGUGAGUUUGAAGAGUUCGGCGGUGAAGGAUAGUUCUGAAUCUGUCGGUCAGAAACGAAAAGCCUCGAUCGGAGGCGCUGGGGAUGGGGGUGAGGACAAGAAGAAGAAUAGGAGGAGUAAGAAGGUGAAGCGGUAG
Messenger RNA from Coprinopsis cinerea okayama7#130, 3372 nucleotides. Its product is annotated as N-acetyltransferase 10. Lineage: Eukaryota; Fungi; Basidiomycota; Agaricomycetes; Agaricales; Psathyrellaceae. The transcript is spliced from 16 exons. The record is from RefSeq and is a predicted model, not a curated record. Gene Ontology annotation, cellular component: nucleolus; 90S preribosome. Gene Ontology annotation, molecular function: tRNA binding; ATP binding; 18S rRNA cytidine N-acetyltransferase activity. Gene Ontology annotation, biological process: rRNA acetylation involved in maturation of SSU-rRNA. The coding region runs from base 1 to 3372 and encodes 1123 amino acids.